AUGACUGCCAAACAUGAAAAUGUUAAAUGGGUUGACGGUCUUCGAGGUAUAGCAUCACUCCUAGUAGUCUUCACCCACAUAGCUCGAGCCUUCGACGGAGAUCUCUUCCUCCCCAGUUCCGGCGCCGGACUUCGUCCUCGACCCCUCCAACUCCCCAUCCUUCGCAUCAUCGUCCAGGGACGCAUUGGAGUUACCAUCUUCUCUCUCGUCACCGGCUAUGUGUGCGCUCUCAAACCCAUUCGUCAAUGUCGAGCUGGAAAUCAACCUGCGUGUUUUACAUCGAUUUCCCGCUCUGCUUUUCGUCGAGUGCCUCGUUUGGUAUUACCAACCACCAUCGCUACGGUUAUCAUAUGGUUCCUGUGUCAAUUUGGAAUAUAUAAGAUUGCGAAACGAUGUGAUAGUUGGUGGGUAGAAGCUACUUCUCCGGAUAUUACGCCGUAUUUUGGUGAUGCGGUCAAAAGUUUGUUGUAUCAUUUGAUUACGACGUGGACGAGGGGUUGGAAUAUUUAUGAUGGGAAUCAGUGGACGCUAUUGCCUUUGUUGAAGGGGGCAAUGUUGGUUUAUAUUUUUAUGUUGGGCACUGCGGGGAUGAAACCGAGGUAUAGGAUGAUGUCGACCGCAUUCGGUAUGCAAUUCUUUUUCGGAACCUUCCUCUCAGACCUCUCUCAACAUCCACCCCACACUCAAUGGCUUACCACCGUCACUUGGCCCCGCUAUUACCUAGCCCCCGCGCUUAUCCUCCUCGGUCUCAUAUUCGCCUCCUACCCAGAAGGUAAACCCGAACUUCAAGCCUGGUCUCAAUCCCUCUACAACCUCUCUUUCUGGAUCUUCCCCAACGACCCUGACAUCCCACGCUAUUACUCUGGUCUCGGUCUCGAUUUAAUUGCCCUCGGUAUACAUUUCUCCCCUUCAUGUAAAGAUUUCCUCUCCCAUCGUUAUUUACUUUGGUUUGGUAAAAAUAGUUUCGCGGUUUAUUUGAUUCAUGGGACGUUGUUGAGAACGUUGUUGAUUUGGAUGUUAUAUGGUGUUUCGAUGCCGACGGAAACAGUUAAUGAGGAGGGGGAAAUGGUAAAGGGGGUAUUGCGAAUGGGAGGGAGAGUUAGAUGGUAUACGAUGAUGUUGAUUUGGUUCGUGAUACUGUAUGGAUUGGCGAAUGCGUGGACGAAGUGGGUGGAUCCUUGGUGUGGGAGAGUGACGCAGAGGUGGGAGAGGUAUGUUUUUGAGGAGGAUGGGGAGGUUGGGGGUGGGGGUACGAAUGGGAACGGGAAUGGGAGUAGACGUGGGAGUCAAAAUGGAGGGACAGAGAAGGGUUUACUUGGCUAA
Molecule: messenger RNA, 1323 nt
Organism: Sclerotinia borealis F-4128
Lineage: Eukaryota; Fungi; Ascomycota; Leotiomycetes; Helotiales; Sclerotiniaceae
Source: the annotation of a GenBank genome assembly